Danaus chrysippus (African queen) is the source of this 5004-nucleotide messenger RNA. The record is from the annotation of a GenBank genome assembly. NCBI's taxonomy places the organism in Eukaryota, Metazoa, Arthropoda, Insecta, Lepidoptera, Nymphalidae.
AUGGCGAGUCCUUCACCGCAAAGUAGUCCUAUGCCGCCGCCACAAGCUCCAAGUCCAAUGGGGCCACCAACACAGAGCCCCGCUCCGCCGCAGUCUCCGCAUAGUCCAUAUAAUCAGCAGCAUGUUAAUGGACCGCCACCUUCAGCUCAUCCUCCCGGUUCUGGACCACCUCCAAUGCAAAAUCAUAUGCCCCCCGGUCCGCCACAUACUAUUGCGUCAAAUACAAAUGGACCUCCAAGUGUGGUGCAACAUCCUGGCAUGCCACCAAGCGGACAUCAAAUGCCACCACAUAUGGUAGGACCACACAUGUCUGGUCCUCCAGGACAUCCAAUGGGUGCUUCUGGGUCUCACCCACCUGGUCCAAAUGGACAUUCCAAUAUGCCGAGUAACCCACAACACCCAAACAUGCCUGGACAAGGACCUCCUCACGGUUAUAUGCAACAUCAAAUUGGACAUAUGCCCCCAAAUCAGGGUUCCAUGGGAAUUGGGGGUGGUCCGCCUCCGCCUGGUAAUGGGCCUCAAGGUCCCCCAGGUCCAUCAGGGGUACCUCUGCCCCUUGGUGGACCUCCGCCGCAUGGGGUACAUCAGGGUAUGCCCCCUAUGCCACCACACCAUAUGAUGUCAUCUCAAGGUGGAUAUUCACAUGCGUCUUCGCCGGGUGCUCCAACCCCGCCCGGCGCCCCAUCAGGCCAGACACCUCCGGGAGGCCCUCAGCAGCCCCCCACCGCACAAACCCCUCCUCACGGCUCCGCACCACCUCCCACCUCGUCAGCCAAUGGUGCACCAUCGUCCUCCCCUAUGCAAGCCUCCCUAGCUGCCUCCGGACCAGAUAAUCUAAACGCUCUACAACGUGCUAUCGACUCAAUGGAAGAGAAAGGCCUGCAAGAAGAUCCGCGAUAUUCACAAUUAUUAGCCAUUAGAGCUCGUUCGAAUUCCCAGGAUCCAAGCAAAGGACUGUUUUCAAACACCCAGCUGAGUCAAUUGAAGGCCCAAAUAGCAGCUUACAGAAAUUUGGCUCGCAACCAGCCUAUCACACAACAGAUUGCAAUGAUGGCAGCUGGCAAACGUACUGGAGACUCACCACCGGAGUGUCCCACACCACCAGCACAGCCGCCCUCACCAUACAGCCAAGGACUAAGUCAAGGCGGCUCCCAGAGCGGCGCCGGUGGGAAGGGGACAGCGGGUGACGCGGCCCGGGGCGGCGGAGGAGCCCCUCCUACACCGCUACCAAUGACGGGGCAGAUGGCGCCACCUACACAACCAACACCGCCCUUGGUCAAUCCGCCUUUGGGUCCUGCGGGUCCUAUCCGUGGAGCAGCGCCACGUCCGCCCGGCCCCGGGGGUCCACAACAACAGACACAACAACAGCCAGGAGUUCCAACUCCGGGAGCGAAACAAAAUCGUAUAACAGCGAUACCUAAGCCCGUCGGUAUUGAUCCGCUACAAAUACUCAAUGAAAGAGAGAAUAGAAUUGCUGCCCGUAUCGCUCACCGCAUGGAGGUGUUAUCAAAUUUGCCCGCAAACAUAUCUGAGGAUCUUCGCUUACAAGCACAAAUAGAACUACGUGCUCUAAGGGUGCUCAAUUUCCAAAAGCAGCUGCGUGCAGAGAUAUUAGGACAAGUCCGUCGCGAUACAACGCUGGAAACCGCUGUGAAUAUAAAGGCAUACAAACGUACAAAGCGGCAAGGAUUACGUGAGGCUCGAGCUACCGAGAAACUCGAGAAGCAACAGAAGCUAGAAGCUGAGAGGAAACGGAGGCAGAAACACCAAGAGUUCCUGCAGACGGUCUUACAACAUGCGAAGGACUUCAAAGAGUAUCAUCGCAACAACAUCGCUAAGCUGUCGAGGUUGAACAAGGCGAUCAUGACACACCACGCGAACGCCGAGAAGGAACAGAAGAAAGAACAGGAACGUAUAGAAAAGGAGCGUAUGAGACGUUUGAUGGCCGAAGAUGAAGAGGGCUAUAGGAAGCUUAUUGAUCAGAAGAAAGAUAAGCGUCUAGCCUUCCUACUAUCACAGACGGACGAGUACAUCGCCAGCCUCACUGAAAUGGUGAAACAACACAAACAGGAACAGAGGAAGAAACAGCAAGAGGAAGAGAAACGGAAGAGAAAAUCACGCAAGAAGAAGGUCUUGGAAGGUGGAGAGAUAGAUGCCUUGGAUGAUAGCUCACAAACAUCUGACUCACGAGUCAGUGUUAUGGACCCUAAGAGUGGAGAGGUACUGAAAGGUGAAGAGGCACCGUUGUUGUCUCAGUUAAAGGACUGGAUGGAGACACAUCCGGGCUGGGAAGUAUUGUCAGACUCGGACGACUCUGGAGAUGACAGCCAGGAUGAAUAUGGUCGUAAGGGAGGUCACAAGGCUGAAAACAAAGAGAAGAGUGAGGAAGAAAAGAAUCGCGAGUUGAUUAAGAAGGCUAAGGUUGAGGACGACGAAUAUAAGACUGAGGAACAGACGUACUACAGCAUCGCUCACACUGUCCACGAGUCCGUCACAGAACAAGCUAGUAUACUUGUGAAUGGAAAUCUAAAGGAAUAUCAAAUUAAGGGUCUUGAGUGGUUGGUUUCUCUAUUCAAUAACAACCUCAAUGGAAUUUUGGCGGAUGAAAUGGGUCUCGGAAAAACUAUACAGACUAUAGCAUUGGUUACUUACCUUAUGGAGAAGAAAAAAGUCAAUGGACCAUUCCUCAUUAUUGUACCAUUGAGUACACUUUCAAAUUGGGUGUUGGAAUUUGAGAAGUGGGCGCCGACGGUUCAAGUGGUGUCAUACAAAGGAUCGCCUCAAUCAAGACGACUCUCACAGAGUCAGCUGAGAGCGUCCAAGUUCAACGUCCUCCUCACUACAUAUGAAUAUGUCAUCAAGGAUAAGAGCACAUUGGCAAAGAUACACUGGAAGUACAUGAUUAUCGACGAGGGUCAUCGUAUGAAGAAUCACCACUGUAAGUUGACCCAGGUGUUGAACACUCAUUACGUAGCGCCUCACCGACUGCUGUUAACUGGUACUCCGCUGCAGAACAAACUUCCUGAACUGUGGGCGUUACUCAACUUCUUACUUCCAUCCAUAUUCAAGAGCUGCUCCACUUUCGAGCAAUGGUUCAACGCUCCGUUUGCUACAACGGGAGAAAAGGUUGAAUUGAAUGAAGAAGAAACAAUACUUAUCAUCCGUCGUUUGCACAAAGUGUUGCGGCCGUUCUUGUUACGACGUCUUAAGAAGGAGGUGGAGAGCCAGCUGCCCGAUAAAGUGGAAUACAUCAUUAAGUGUGAGAUGAGCGGCCUUCAGAGAGUACUAUAUAAACACAUGCAGUCGAAGGGCGUGUUACUGACUGACGGCUCUGAAAAGGGCAACAAGGGCAAGGGCGGGGCGAAGGCUCUCAUGAACACCAUUGUACAGCUACGGAAACUGUGUAACCAUCCCUUCAUGUUCCAACACAUUGAGGAGAAGUUCUGCGACCACAUCGGUACCGGCGGAGGAAUUGUCACAGGACCCGAUCUAUACCGUGUUUCUGGUAAAUUUGAACUUCUCGACCGCAUCUUGCCUAAACUGAAACAAACUGGUCACAGAGUGUUAGUGUUCUGUCAAAUGACACAAUGUAUGACUAUCAUCGAAGAUUACCUGUCUUGGAGGGGAUUCCAGUAUCUGAGGUUGGACGGUAUGACGAAAGCCGAGGAUCGUGGAGAAUUGCUGAAGAAAUUCAAUGACGUGGGGUCUGAUUACUUUAUCUUCUUGUUGUCGACUCGCGCCGGAGGUCUGGGUCUCAACUUGCAGAGCGCUGAUACUGUUAUCAUCUUUGACUCGGAUUGGAAUCCACAUCAGGAUCUACAAGCACAAGAUCGAGCCCAUCGUAUUGGACAGCGAAAUGAAGUGCGUGUACUACGUCUCAUGACUGUGAACUCUGUUGAAGAAAGAAUUUUAGCAGCGGCCAGAUACAAACUGAACAUGGACGAAAAAGUUAUUCAAGCUGGUAUGUUCGAUCAGAAGUCCACGGGAUCUGAACGUCAACAAUUCCUGCAGAGCAUUUUACAUCAAGACGGGGAUGAUGAAGAGGAAGAGAACGAAGUGCCAGAUGACGAUUUGAUCAAUGAAAUGAUAGCUCGCUCCGAAGAAGAAUUAGAGAUAUUCAGACGGAUCGACCUCGAGCGUAAGAAGACUGAGACACAGUCGAGACUCAUUGACGAGUCGGAACUACCGGACUGGCUCGUGAAGAACGAUGACGAAGUUGUGUGUAAUAAGGGUCAAGGUUGGAAUUAUCCCGACGAGGAUGAGACACUCGGUCGCGGGUCGAGACAGCGCAAGGAGGUGGACUAUACUGACUCACUGACUGAGAAAGAUCUGCUGCAGGCUAUAGACGAAGAUAUGGACGAAGAAGAUGACGAUGACGAUGACGACGAAGUGUUGGAUAAGAAGAGGAGGCGGGGGAGGAAACGACGACGAAAUCAAGAUGAUUCUGACGAAGACGAAGUGCCGUGCACCUCGAGGAGAAAAAGCAAAACAGAACUUAAUCAGCUCAAGAAACGUUUGAAGAAUAUUAUGAAGAAAGUCAUUGAUUAUUCUGAUGAAAAUGGUCGCGUACUAUCAGAACCAUUUAUGAAGCUGCCGUCUCGCCGUGAGCUUCCCGAUUAUUAUGAUGUCAUUAAGAAACCGCUCGACAUCAAGAAGAUUAUGAACAGGAUUGAGGAUGGAAAGUACACUGACAUAUCAGACUUGGAGCGGGAUUUCUUCACUCUGUGUGCAAACGCUCAAACUUAUAAUGAAGAAGCGUCUCUUAUUUACGAGGACUCUGUACGUUUACGGAACGUUUUUGUAGAAAUACGACGACGCUAUGACAGCGGUCAGAACUCUGACGACUCGGAUGAAAACGAUAAAGAUGACGACGAUUCCGAUGGGGAAUCAAAUCGGUCGGUUAAAAUGAAAAUCAAAUUGAAGAACAAGUCUAAGAGCGCACAGUCCAGGAAAGGGAAGAAACGUAAAUGUAUAUCUGACGACGAUGAGUAUGAAGAUGAUUAA